Molecule: messenger RNA, 1222 nt
Organism: Kickxella alabastrina
Lineage: Eukaryota; Fungi; Kickxellomycota; Kickxellomycetes; Kickxellales; Kickxellaceae
Exons: 1
Coding region: 166-1182 (338 amino acids)
Molecular function (GO): RNA binding
Source: RefSeq, a predicted model, not a curated record
UCUGCUUCUACUCUCUCUCGUCCCCCGUUUUCAUCAGUGUUCAUCUGUUUCUGGUUCACAAGCUUAUCUUCCCUGUUUUUUAUUCUUCCUUUUCCUAUACACAUUGCGUUAAUUUGGAUCAACUAGGCGUUCAAGAAGCUGGCCGAGCACUUUAUCUCGCAGGGCAUGCAUGUCGAUUACCCGGCGCAAACCCGCGGGCGCGGGACCAAGGAGGUCGACACAGAUCAGCCGUUUAUCCCGAUCCGGCUCCUUCUGCCGCACAAAACAUGCGGGGCAAUAAUCGGACAGAAAAGUGAAACGCUCAUAAACACACGAGUAAUCUGCGCAGCUCGCCGGGUCUACGUCUAUCGCGAGCGCAUCUCCGACAGUCGCGAGCGCGUGGUUGAAAUCGUAGGGACACCCAAAUCUAUUUCGCGCGUAAUGGAAGUUUUGGGCAACCAAGUGGGGCGCACACUUAAUAAUGACCAGCAUGAGUCCGAUCCGUAUGUGCCUGAGCGCGACGGGCUGCGCAAGUUUUUGAGUAAACAGGGGGUGCCUCGGUCGCGGGUUAGUUUGGAGCCGAUCAAGGGUGCCGAGAAGGCGGAGAGCGGCAGUGAGAGUGAGGGCGAGAGGAGAAGGAGAGGGAGUGGGAGGAGCAGCCGCCGUCGCCGGAGCAGGUCGCCUGAGGACAGGUCUCGUCGGAAGAGCAGCCAUAGCACCCGCAGUAAGCGUGGCCAGUCGUCGCGUUCUGGCAGAAGAGACAGGAGCCGCAGCCGCAGCCGCAGCCGCAGCCGCAGCCGCAGCCGCAGCCGGAGCAGCAGCCGGAGCAGCCGCAGCAGCAGCGGCAGCCGCAGUCGCAGCCGCGGCCGUAGUCGCAGCAGGAGUGCUAGUAGGAGCAGGAGCCGCAGCAAGGAUGAGAGGCGCGGGUCGCAUAGAAGAAGUGGGAGAAGCCGUGGACAUGAGUCCAGACGGCGGAGCAACCGCGAUAAGUCGAGCAAGGCUCGGAAAGAUGAAACUGUGAAGGAUAAUGGCAACGGUAGUGGCGAUGGACCGGUGGACAGUGGUGCUGGUGAGAUUACCAUGGAGGGGUCUAUGAGUGAUGUGCGCAAGAAACUCCUUGAGGGGUGGGAGGAUGGAGAUGAAGUUGUGUUGGGGUCGAUGGAUUUGGGAAUUGAUGAUGAUUCGACAGGCGGGUCGUGGUAAUGAAUGUGAUGGAAUUCUUUUUUCUUUAACUCUGACAUUU